AUGGUCGACCCUCUUACGACUUUCGCGGCCGCGGGCAACGCCCUCCAGUUCGUCAGCCUUGGGAUCGACUUGGUCCGCAAAACCAUCGACUACGCGAAUGGUGGCGGGAACAAUUACUUUGAGUCAUUGAAAGACUGCGUGCAACGUCUGUCGGUCUCAAGUGCCCAUCUCCAGACGUCGAUGGAGUCCAUCGCCUCCCAAUCGCUGCCGCCAGGACCUGCCCGUGGUCUGCAUCGUGCAAACCUCGAGUGCUUGAGAGUGUCUCAGGAGUUCACAGCGAUGCUGGAAAAGCUGGGUCUCAAUAGGCGACACAGCCUGUGGAAAAGUGCGUAUGCUAACCAUUUCAACAUGGUAGUCAAACUGGCUUUGAAAAGUCACGCUGAAAAAUCGUGCAUUGAUACCUUAUCGCGGAAUCUGGAUCAUGCGAGGGCGAACUUGAUGCUCUCCCUCAUGGUUUACCUCCACGACCAGUCUGCUGUGGACCGCCAGAAUAUGAGCGAGGAAAUGCGUAUUAUCGCAGACCAAGCUCUAAGGGCUACCAAGUCGUCUGCUGAUAUUAAAGCUGAUAUUGCCAAACUGAGUUCUAGCCUUUCCUCGCUAGCUAUCGACGAUACCACCAUAUCUCUCGAUGUUGAAGAUGCAUUGGAACGCAGCGGCACCUAUCUUACAAAUGAGAUCAAGGGGCUCUCUACACGCCUGGAGCGGUUGGAUGAUAACCUCAAAGCUUUACUAGACGAGGUGCACCGGCUCCUUCCCACAAUGAAAAGCGAAUUGGCCGCUCGACGUUCGAUCGUGGAAAGCCUAUGGUUUUCACAGAUCAACAACAGACGCAAUAACAUAGGUCGGGCCUUCACUAACACAUAUCAGUGGAUAUUCAAGCAAAAAGACAAUCAAGUAAUUGUAUGGGACGACUUCGUUGAGUGGUUGCAUUCGAGUAGGCACCCUAUAUACUGGGUGUCUGGAAAACCCGGAUCUGGAAAGAGCACUCUGAUAAGAGAACUUGACGAGCGCGCACACAACAUGUUGUCUCUGUCAGCAUCAGGUAACGAUACAGUCCUCAAGGCUUCGUUCUAUUUUUGGUAUGCUGGCACCAACGACGAAAAAUCGAUGUCUGGCUUGCUCCGAACACUCAUCCAUCAACUGCUGUUGCCACAUCUUGAUCUUGUAGACCAAGUGGUUUCAGCCAGCAAGUGGGAGGCGAGCCUCAGUGGAUGUUCGCGACUUCACGCGUGGGAAGAAAACGAGUUGGUUGAAGUCCUAUGCAGGACUAUACAACACCUCGGAAGCAGCAAACAGAUUUUGCUAUUUAUCGACGGGUUGGACGAACACGCUGGUUCAGAUGACCAACAACAAGAAGCUCUGGAUUUGAUACACAGACUCGCUCUAAGCCAGAACGUCAAGGCGUGUGUCGCAAGCCGGCCCUAUAACAUAUUUCGAGAUGAGUUCCAGGAAUGCCCGCAACUCCGGCUCGAGCAUCUGACCCGAAACGACAUGCAACUCUAUGUUCAUGGCAAGCUGGGCCAGAACUUGCACUUUCAGCGACAACUACAGAGAGAGCCGCAGCUACUUGACAAUCUAACCACAGAAAUUAUAAGUCGUGCUAGAGGGGUAUUUCUGUGGGUGCACUUAGUUGUGCGUGAUCUUCUGAGAGUCCUGAGGGACGGAGGUCGCGGUAAGCACUUGUUCAGAGAGUUGGAGAGCAUUCCCCUUGACCUGGAUGAUUACUUCCAACGCAUAUUUGAGUCGGUGCCAGUGCCAUACAGAAAAGAUGCAUCCAUCAUCCUCCAGACAGCAUUGUCCUGCAGCAGCGAGGACGCAGUGGACGUCCGUGGUGUUACAGACUUUCAAUUUCGUCUUAUGCAUCUCUAUUUUCUGGAUCAAAGUGAAGACUUGUGCUUUGGUUCAAAUUCACAACUUUAUGAUGUUAACUUUGCUCAUCCGCAAGAAGGAAGAGAACUCCUCCAGUUGCUGGAGCGAAUGCUGAUGAGCAGAUGUAUGGGAUUGUUAGAGACUGGUUCGAACACCAACGAGAAUGGCUACUAUGGUUACAGCAAAACCAUGAACCCCGGAACGCGCAUCGAGUUUCUGCAUCGAACAGUACGAGAUUACUUUGCAGGUCGUGCUGCAGUAGAUCUGCUUCACCGCCACACCGACUCACCAUUCGAUGCUCACAUGUUCCAAUGCAACCUCAUGGCCAUCGAUAUCAGAACCUUCGGCCGUUAUGGAACGACCCUUGGUACGGGGCUGUUUGACGUAGAAAAAUUUCUCCGGCACAUUAUAGAGCGACCAGAUGAAGAGGAGACUGCAUUUGUGCUAUUUGAAAAGGUGGUGGAACUGUUCGACGGGAUUGAAAUGGCAACAUCUAACUACUACAAUCACCUAAACAUCCGAUCUAGGACUAUCAACCAAAUAUUGCAGAGUUGGUCGGCGCACCGAAGCAAUUCCAUGUCACUCAGCAUACAGCUUGGUUGGAAGUCGUAUGUCAAGGCACGACUAACAGAGGCAAAAGUUCGAGAGAAAGAGGGGAGACCGCUGCUUCACUAUGCUCUUGUACCAGUCGCUGAUAGCUGGACAUCGCCUGAUCCCAGCAUCUUGAGCGACCUCCUGAGACUCGGCGCCAAUCCAGACGAACUUGUUAGUACACAGCAUCUUAGUGUUCCUAUAUGGGUCUCCUUCUUAGCGGCGAUACCCUACAUCGAGGGCCUUGACUACACGAGAUGUCUAGAGAUUGUCAAAAUGCUCGUAUUACACGGUACUCGGCCAGUGAUGAUAGCUACCGACUUCAAAAGCGCUUUGGACCAAGUUUGGCACCACUGUAUACACAGUUCGGCAUCAUAUUCCGACAUGUUCAGCGGUGUAAGGAUGUCCCGUCGAACUAACCUUCAGCAAAAGGAUGAUGCCGAGACAUUUUGCUCAUUCCUAGACGUUGCGGAGAGUCUUGUGCAGCAGUCAUUCGACAGUUCGGAAUCCCCCGUCUUCACUGAGGAGGACAUCGUGACCUUGAGGGAACUGGAGCUCUCCCGAUAUGGGAAAGGCCCGGACUAUCGUCCGUCUCUCAAGCAGCCAGUGUUGGGUGCAAAACGGGCCAGAGAGUCGUCUCCCUCACAGCCGGAUGAUGUACAGCUCGAAUCCAACGGACGUGGCCGUGACUCUGAUGGUGAGGAGCAGCCACUCCAGAAGAAGACCCGAAGGUAA
Messenger RNA from Fonsecaea monophora, 3195 nucleotides. RefSeq lists its product as hypothetical. The transcript is spliced from 2 exons. The record is from RefSeq and is a predicted model, not a curated record. Bases 1 to 3195 code for a protein of 1064 amino acids. NCBI's taxonomy places the organism in Eukaryota, Fungi, Ascomycota, Eurotiomycetes, Chaetothyriales, Herpotrichiellaceae.